GCUGCGCAGUGGACUUUCUGUUAAAUGCCUCUCCAGCUGAAGUGACUCCCCCCUUUCAGCACUACUGAGCUCUCUCAUCCCCUAACACUGCAAGCAGAGAGCGCACUUUUAAACUUUCUAUUUAACUUUCUUUUUUAAACUUAUUUUUUCUUUAGUUGGAAUCAUGUUUUGGUCACUGUCUUUGUGCGUAAUCGUAGCCUUUGCGUCCGUGCCGGCAGAUGCGCAGGUCUCCAGCCGGUACGUUAUCGGAUGUCCUGCUCGGUGUGACAAGUCGAUGUGUCCCCGGCUACCAGCGGACUGCCAGGCGGGACAAACCCUCGAUGCCUGUCACUGCUGCCCGGUGUGCGCGUCCGGCGAGGGCGAAGCUUGCGGCGGCACCGGGAAGCUCGGGGACCCGAUGUGCGGAGAGGGGAUGGAGUGCUCGGUCCCCGGCGGGGUGGCGUACACUGUCACGGUGAGGAGGAGAAGCAAGACUGGGACUUGCGUGUGCAAAACCACCGAUCCGGUUUGUGGGAGCGAUGGGGUGUCCUACCGGAAUAUCUGCGAGCUGAAGAGGGUCAGCCGUCGGGCGCAGAAGCUGCAGCAGCCACCUGUUCUUUUCAUUCAGCGGGGAGCCUGCGGGAAAGGAUGACCUAUUCCAAGCGGGAGGUGGCGGUGGCCAGUGGUUCUGGCUUUGUUGUGUCAGAAGAUGGCCAGAUUGUGACCAAUGCCCACGUCGUGGCCAAUAAGCACCGAGUGAAAGUGGAGCUAAAGAGCGGCGGCUCCUAUGAUGCAAAAAUCAAAGACGUGGACGAAAAAUCUGACAUUGCCCUCAUCAAGAUUGAUGCACCGACCAAGCUUCCUGUACUGUUGCUGGGCCGCUCAUCAGACCUGAGACCAGGAGAGUUUGUGGUGGCUAUUGGCAGCCCGUUUUCCCUCCAGAAUACAGUCACUACAGGAAUUGUUAGUACCACUCAGCGAGGGGGCAGAGAGCUGGGCCUUCGCAACUCCGACAUGGACUACAUUCAGACGGAUGCCAUCAUCAAUUACGGCAACUCCGGAGGGCCUCUGAUAAAUCUGGAUGGCGAGGUGAUUGGGAUCAACACGUUGAAAGUGACAGCUGGUAUCUCCUUUGCCAUACCCUCAGACAAAAUUCAACAAUUCCUGGCAGAGUCCUACGACAGGCAGUCUAGAGGGAGAACAGCUGCUAAGAAGAAGUACAUUGGCGUGAGGAUGAUGACUCUCACUCCAGCGCUGGCCAAAGAGCUGAAGACUCGACACCGUGACUUCCCUGACAUCACCUCUGGAGCUUAUGUUAUGGAGGUUAUUGCAAAGACACCAGCUGCAAUCGGUGGACUCAAAGAACAUGAUGUCAUCAUCUCAAUCAAUGGCCAAAUGAUCUCAUCAGCGACUGACGUCAGUGCCGCCAUCAAGAAAGAGGGCAACUUGAGAGUAGUUGUCCGCCGUGGAAACGAAGAUGCUAUCCUCACGGUUGUUCCCAUGGAGAUCGACCCUUGACCUUCCACAAAUCCAGGAGCUGGAGCUAUGUUUUACUUAUCACCAGUGGACCUUAUAUUGGACGGGGGCUUCUCCUGAUGCACCCUCUCCCUGUGGCCAAAGGCCAGUGACGCCACACACCCAGGGAAAUUCUGGCCUUGCCUUGAAAGGAACGACUGUACAGAUGCUCUGAAAGCAGUGCUGUACUUCCAUGUGUGUUUUCACUUUUAGUCUUUAAUGCUUUGAUCAAUGCUACUACUGUUUGGUCACAAACAUAAGUAGUUGGAUAUUGGCAUAUUGUUUUUGUCUGCUUUCUCUUGUUUUGUGUCUUUUUAAAUAUGGACUUUUGCUCAGUCGGGCCUUCCACUGCAAUUUUAGGCAAUUUAGAGACUCGCGGGGCAAAUCUGAUUUGUAUAAUUGUUGUUUUCUAAACUCCAUUUUUUAAAGUACUGUAGAAUGUUUGUGUUGAUUAUGUGAUGUAUACUGAGAAAAAAAAUAAAGGGUUUACCUUGUUUUGUUUUGACACUCAC
This is a messenger RNA of Morone saxatilis (striped sea-bass), 2006 nucleotides long. Its product is annotated as serine protease HTRA1A-like. NCBI's taxonomy places the organism in Eukaryota, Metazoa, Chordata, Actinopteri, Moronidae. The record is from RefSeq and is a predicted model, not a curated record. Gene Ontology annotation, molecular function: serine-type endopeptidase activity; protein binding. Gene Ontology annotation, biological process: programmed cell death; proteolysis; positive regulation of apoptotic process. Gene Ontology annotation, cellular component: extracellular region.